CCUGCCCCUCGCAGCACAUGACCCGCCAUGGAGGGGCGCUGGCGCUGCCCAGAGGUUUGGAGCCGGGGGAGCGAGCGGAGGCUGCCGCCGAGGGGGCGGCACAGGCGGGCGGCGGACAGCGGCUGGAGAUGAGCGCUGAAGCGGAGGGGCCGUCGCGGGCGGAUGGUGCCGGCGCGGACAGCACGAGGUGACGCCGCCUCAGGAGAGUGUGAGCUGCUGCUGGCAGCUACAGGAUGAAGUCGCCUCCCUGCUGCAUGUCUCUUUCUUCCCAAGCAUCCCUGGACGAACCAGGGAGUAGCAUGUCCCUGGGUUCGCUGAACUCCAGUGUUUUCUCCAGUGAGGAAGAGCAGGGGCCCCUGCUCCAGAAGGUCAUUCCCCCCUUGGACUGCUUUACUAUCAAUGUAGGAGGCAGCCGCUUUGUGAUGUCCCAGCAAACUUUGUCUUGCUACCCUGACACCCGCCUUGGCAAACUGGCUGUAGUGGUCUCUGCUGCCCGGGAUGUGGCCUCUGGCCUCCUUGAGCUUUGCGAUGAUGCCAACCUUGUGGAGAAUGAAUAUUUCUUUGAUCGGAGCUCACAGGCAUUUCACUACAUCCUGAAUUACUACCAGACAGGGAGGCUGCAUGUCAUGGAGCAGCUUUGUGCACUCUCCUUCCUGCAAGAGAUCCAGUACUGGGGUUUGGAUGAGCUCAGCAUUGAUUCCUGCUGCAGAGAUCGGUACUUCAGGAGAAAGGAGCUGAGUGAAGCCUUAGACAUCAAGAAAGAUGCAGAAGAACUGGAUGCCCAAGAUGAAGAAGAGGACUUUUCUGGUACCCUCUGUCCCAAUGUCAGACAGAAACUUUGGGAAGUUUUGGAAAAGCCUGGCUCCUCUGCAGCAGCCAGGACUUUUGGCACUUUGUCCAUGGUUUUUGUUGUUGUGUCCAUUGCCAACAUGGCUUUGAUUUCGGUAGAGCUAAGCUGGCUGGCACCACCACUACUGGAUGCCCUCGAGUACCUGUGCAUUGCGUGGUUCACAGUGGAGUUUGUUCUGAGGUUCCUGUGUGCACGAGAUCGGUGUCGCUUCCUGAGGAGUGUGGCAAACAUUAUAGACCUCCUUGCUAUUUUGCCAUUCUACAUCACCCUGCUGGUAGAGAGCCUGUGUGGUGGUGAGAGCUCCCAAGAACUGGAGAACGUGGGACGUAUUGUCCAAGUGCUGAGACUGCUCAGAGCCCUGCGGAUGUUGAAGCUGGGAAGGCAUUCGACAGGUUUGCGCUCUCUUGGGAUGACUAUCGCUCAGUGCUAUGAGGAGGUUGGCCUUCUGCUGCUUUUCCUCUCUGUAGGAAUCUCUAUAUUUUCCACUGUGGAGUACUUUGUUGAGCAAGGUGUGCCGGGCACCACUUUCACAAGCGUACCUGGUGCUUGGUGGUGGGCAACAACUUCCAUGACAACAGUUGGUUAUGGUGACAUUAGACCAGACACUACCAUUGGUAAGGUAGUAGCCUUUAUGUGUAUUCUAUCAGGAAUACUGGUUUUGGCUUUGCCAAUAGCUAUAAUAAAUGACCGUUUUUCUGCCUGUUAUUUUACACUGAAGAUAAAAGAAGCUGCUCUUCGGCAGCGCGAGGCUUUAAAGAAACUCAUGAAGAACUCAUCCAGCGAUUCAAAUAUCAAUGUCAAUUUGCGAGACAUAUAUGCACGCAGUGUCAUGGACAUGUUACGGUUAAAAAGCAGAGAGAGAGCAAGUACAAGGAGCAGUGGUGCAGAUGAUUUUUGGUUUUGAAGUUAUUUAAGCUCGUAUAGCACAUAGACCAAUUCAAAAAUGUAGUAUUAAGUGUCUCCUUUUUUAUUAUUCGCCACAUAGUGUAUUUGCUUUUCUAGGUGGAGUUUUACUUACUUGGAUGUACUGAAAUAACAAUUAUAUACAAAAUGUAGAAUUCAUAACAUGAAAUCUCUCAGUGAGCUCUAAAACCUGCUCUCAGAACUGGACUGUGGUGGGUGAAUUGGGAAAUAAUAGAUCCAUGAAAGUAAAGCAAUGAUGCAAUGAUUUGUCCAUUCUUAUAUCCCUGCUAAUGUAUAGUAAUAAAGUCUUGAUGAAAAUUG
This is a messenger RNA of Corapipo altera (White-ruffed manakin), 2074 nucleotides long. It is a transcript of the gene KCNV1, whose product is annotated as potassium voltage-gated channel modifier subfamily V member 1. The transcript has 5 exons. The coding region runs from base 234 to 1754 and encodes 506 amino acids. Lineage: Eukaryota; Metazoa; Chordata; Aves; Passeriformes; Pipridae. Gene Ontology annotation, cellular component: voltage-gated potassium channel complex; membrane. Gene Ontology annotation, biological process: protein homooligomerization; potassium ion transmembrane transport. Gene Ontology annotation, molecular function: protein binding; voltage-gated potassium channel activity. The record is from RefSeq and is a predicted model, not a curated record.